AAAGACCGGAUUGUGUUCACAAAGACCUCUGGGUCUCUGCAGCUGAACUCUGUGAAUUAUACUGACGCUGGAGAUUACACUGUGUCCAUGUUCUCACCCUCUGACACUCAGGCAACAGCCACAAUCACACUGAAGGUGGUGGAAAAUAUCACCAGCGUCACCGUAACACAGAACAUUCCCAACCCGAUAGAAUACACUGACACUGUGACACUGACAUGUGAUGUUAAAGGCACUGUUGAGUCACGGUUGUGGUUUAAGGAUGAGAGAGCUCUCCACAGCAAUGACAGGAUCACAAUCUCCCAGGAUAAUGCCACCCUGACCAUCAUCAGUGUGACUAGAAAUGAUGGUGGAACGUAUCGGUGUGAGGCAAAGAACAGCCUUAGCUCUGUGUCCGGCAGCCACACACUGAGCAUUGCGUAUUCUGUUGGUGCUCAGGAUCAGAGCGCCACCAUCGCAGCCAUCACUCUCGGGGUUAUAUUGUUUGUGAUCAUCAUUCUCCUGAUUGCUGUUGUCUAUAGAAAGCGUAGGCAUUCUGCUGGAGAUCCCGGAAUCUCUUCAACACGCAAUGAGGCACGAACAAUCUACCAGAAUGAGUCCAGCCAUAUGGGGAACCAGGAUAAUGAGGUCCCAGAUCGUCCAUAUGAGAGUAUAGGACCACAAUCUUCAGAGUACAGCAACCUGACAGUUGCUGCUCCCAACGUGUAUGAGAACAGGAACAAUGUGCAAAGAGCAAAGAACAAAGAACUCGCUGAGGCCUCUGAUCCCAAUGCCACCUACACGACUUUACAGCCACAUGAUCAGUCCCUGUACAGUGACCUGAGAGGCAAAAUGGUUGGAUAACUGUCUGAACAGACGGGGACUGGAGCCGUGAAGUGCUGAUGUGCGGCUUAUUCAACCCCAACACGGCCGGGAUCAGCAAACCAUCUCCUCCCCCUCCCGUUCCCAGCACCUUCUCUUUGUGCAGUUGCUGGACUGGAGUCUGGCGGUUUGUAUCACCCACAGUUUGUUUCUCUGUGUUCAAGAACUCUGGAGCGUAAUUCUCAUGUGGUGCUCACAUGGUCCCACUCAGUGAUAUCAUCCACAGGUGUGGGGUAAACUCUAUCUC
This is a messenger RNA of Callorhinchus milii (elephant shark), 1105 nucleotides long. RefSeq names its product carcinoembryonic antigen-related cell adhesion molecule 1-like. The record is from RefSeq and is a predicted model, not a curated record. The transcript is spliced from 9 exons. The coding region runs from base 88 to 840 and encodes 250 amino acids. NCBI's taxonomy places the organism in Eukaryota, Metazoa, Chordata, Chondrichthyes, Chimaeriformes, Callorhinchidae.